Molecule: messenger RNA, 210 nt
Organism: Linum tenue
Lineage: Eukaryota; Viridiplantae; Streptophyta; Magnoliopsida; Malpighiales; Linaceae
Source: the annotation of a GenBank genome assembly
AUGGUGAUGCAAGCGCCAUUGGCGAUGUGGACGUUGGCUCCCCUGCCGUCGACUGUCUUAAAGCUGUUCAUGAUGAGCUCCUGCUUCAGCGUGAUCACCAUGUCCCUCUCGAACACGAUCCACAGCGGCCUGUCCUGGAUCACGGCGUGGCGGAGCGUCCCGGGCCUCGGAUUUACGGGGUCAUCGUCGCGAGGAUCCGUGACCACGUAG